Molecule: messenger RNA, 3310 nt
Organism: Andrographis paniculata
Lineage: Eukaryota; Viridiplantae; Streptophyta; Magnoliopsida; Lamiales; Acanthaceae
Product: transcriptional repressor ILP1
Exons: 7
Coding region: 236-3109 (957 amino acids)
Biological process (GO): spliceosomal complex disassembly; mRNA splicing, via spliceosome
Cellular component (GO): nucleus; U2-type post-mRNA release spliceosomal complex
Molecular function (GO): DNA binding
Source: RefSeq, a predicted model, not a curated record
AAAAUUACACCACAAAAUUACCUCCUACAGUCGCCGCCCCCGUUUCUCUUACCUUUCCUCUUUUCCUUCUUCUUUCGCUCUACCUUUUCCUUCUUCUUCUUCUUCUUCUCGCCCUGCUGCUGCUCUACCGCCGGUCGUGAACCUCAUCGUCGUCUUGAGGGUUUGCAGAGGGAGUCGGUAAUUUCCUGCUAAAACUUAUUCUCGAACCGAUGCAGUUUUGCCACUCUCUGCCACCAUGAGCACCGCCAAGUCCCGCAACUUCCGCCGCCGCACUGACGAUGUCGAAGAGGAAGAUCAGCCCUCUACGGCUCCAUCCACUACCAAGCCGAUCGGUACUUCUUCCUCCUCAACCAAAUCCUCCACCAUGAAUAAACCUAAAAAGCCUGCGUCGAAGCCACCGGUGAAAAGCCUUCUUUCCUUCGCCGAUGAAGAGGACGAAUCACCGUUCUCUCGCCCGCCUCCUAAGCCCACAUCUUCGCGCUCAUCCUCGUCGCGUUUUUCGAAAUCAUCGGCUCAUAAGCUCACCUCUUCCAAGGACCGAAGUGCACUGCACGCCCUGUCGUCUGUCCCGUCCAAUGUUCAGCCCCAGGCAGGAGUUUACACUAAAGAAGCUCUCUUAGAGCUUCAAAAGAAUACCAAGACCCUCAUUCCCCCCACAGCCCGCAAUAAGCCCAAGCCGGAAGCAGAACCUGUUGUUGUGUUGAAGGGUUUGAUAAAGCCUGCUUCGAAUGAGUCAGAUUCGAUAAUGGCUGGUAGAAGUCAUGGAUUUGAUGAGGAGAAGGCAAAUUUUGAUCAAAGGCUUCGAGAUUCAAGUGUUGAGAGAGACGACACGUUAUCAAGGUUGAAGGAAAUUGGAUUAGGGCAGGGCCUCAGUGAGGAUAAAGAAGGGAUACCGGACAAAGCUACUAUAGAGGCAAUUAGAGCAAAGAGGGAGAGGCUGAGGCAGGCCAAGGCUGCAGCCCCAGAUUAUAUAGCAUUGGAUGGAGGGAGUAAUCAUGGUGCAGCAGAAGGUUUGAGUGAUGAGGAACCUGAAUAUAGGGGGAGAAUUGGUUUAUUCGGUGAGAAAGUUGCUGGUGCUGAUAAAAAGGGUGUGUUUGAGGAUUUUGAGGACAGGGCAAUGCCGAAAGUGAGGAAAUUCGAGAUGGACAGUGAUGAUGAGGAUGAUGAGGAUAAAAUGUGGGAGGAAGAACAGGUGAGGAAAGGAUUAGGAAAGAGGUUAGAUGACAGUGUUGGAAGUCAAGGAGUGGGCGGUGGUGUCAAUGGUGUUAGUAGCAUUCGGAAGAGUGAUGGUUUGCAGCCGAGUUUUGGAUACACUGGCGCAGGACAUAGUGGGAUGUAUUCUGCUGUGCCAAAUGUGGAUGUUGCAGGUGGAUAUAGCAGCAUUGGAGGGACUGGUGUGGACAUAUUCAGCAACAAUGUUAUGUCGUUAUCUCAGCAGGCUGAGCUUGCUAAGAAAGGGUUGCAUGAGAACCUUAAGGGGGUUGAGGAAUCACAUGCUAAAACUAUGGCAUCGUUGGCCAAAACCAAUGAAGAUAUAUCUUCUUCUUUGCUGAAUAUUUCUUACCUUGAGAAAGCUCUAACUGAUGGUGAUAACAUGUACCGCUUUAUGCAACAGCUACGUGAUUAUGUUUCAGUUAUAUGUGAGUUUUUGCAGGAUAAGGCUCCAUUUAUUGAGGAACUUGAGGAACAAAUGCAGAAGCUUCGCGAAGAACGUGCAAGAGGCAUAUCAGAAAGAAGAGUAGCAGAUGAUGAUGAUGAAAUAUCUGAAAUAGAACAAGCUAUUUCUGCAGUGCGGACAGAACUCCGUAGAGGAGGAAACAAUGCUGAGAAAGUGGCAGCAGCUGUUGCUGCUUCCCAGGCUGCAGCUGCUAAUGCAAGAGCCUUGAAAAGUGCACCUGUUAAGCUAGAUGAAUUUGGUAGGGAUGAAAAUUUGCAAAAACGAAUGGAGAUCACGAGAAGAGCAGAAGCUCGAGAAAGACGGAGGGCGAAAGCUGAUUCUAAAAGGAAGAGAACAAUGGAAAAGGAUAGUUCUGUUCUACAUAUAGAAGGAGAAUCGAGUACUGAUGAAAGUGAUAGUGAGAGUGCAGCUUAUAAAUCAAACCAGAAUCAAUUGCUGGAGGUUGCUGAGAAAAUAUUUAGCGAUGCAUCAGACGAGUAUUCUCAAUUUUCAAAUGUGGUUAAAAGAUUUGAGAGUUGGAAAAAAGCAUAUCCAUCAAGCUAUGGCAAUGCUUAUAUCUCAUUAAGUAUUCCUUCUGUCUUCUCCCCUUACGUGAGGCUUGAACUUCUGAAGUGGGACCCUCUUCACGAACAUAAAGAUUUCAUGGACAUGGAAUGGCACUCGUUACUAUUCACUUAUGGCCUUCCCGAGGAUGAGAACACGGUCAAUGGAAAGGUUGAUUCUGAUGCUGAUGCGGAUCUUAUUCCCAAACUGGUUGAAAAACUUGCAAUUCCGAUCUUACACCAUCAGUUAAGUUGUUGUUGGGAUAUGCUCAGUACCAGUGAAACAAAGCAUGCUGUUUUCGCUAUGAACUUAGUAAUUGGAUAUGUAGACCUUUCCAGUUCAGCACUUAUGGGGCUGUUGUCUGUUCUCCGUGAUCGUCUCACCAAAGCUGUGGCUGAUUUGAUAGUUCCCACAUGGAGCCCAUUAGAAAUGCAGGCAGUACCAAAUGCAACACGAGUUGCAGCAUAUAGAUUUGGCAUGUCUGUCCGCUUGAUGAGGAACAUAUGCCUCUGGAAGGAAAUUCUGUCUAUGCCUGUUCUUGAGAAGAUUGUGCUUGAUGACCUUUUAUGCAACAAGAUCCUUCCACAUCUUCACAGCAUACACUCGAACAUCCAUGAUGCGAUUUUACGAACUGAGAGGGUUGUUGCUUCAUUACUCGGUGUCUGGACUGGGCUCGGUGCUACAGGGGAUCGCAGCCGGAAGUUGCAGCCGUUGGUGGACUACUUAUUGCUGAUCGGGAAAACACUGGAGAGAAAGCAAAUUUCGAGUUCCAUGGAAACUGAAACUGGGAAAUUGGUUAGACGAUUGAAAAAAAUGCUUGUGCAGCUGAACGAGUAUGACCAUGCAAGAGCAGUCUCAAGAACCUUUAAUCUCAAAGAGGCUCUCUAACAUACUCUUGUCAUCUUGUUCAUGUGUCAACACCUGCAAUUCAGGUUGGAUUAUCUUGUACAAUUUUGGGGUAGUUGCAGAGUCGGCAUUCCCUUGUGAGUGAUUAUUAGUUUGUUUAUACCCUUUUAAUGAGCUUACAGGCAAAAGAAUUCUCUGUGAAAUGUUAUAUAACCUAUGAAUCGAUGCUUUUUUUUUUGUUUU